AUGCUGCAAGCAAGGCAAAAUUUGAUGCGUUUCAAACACCUCUGCUCUGUCUCUUAUCGUAAUUAUCAAGUCGCGAUCACAGGCGCUGGAAGCGAAAUAGGACAGACCAUUUCCUUGCUCCUGCGAACCAAUCCCUCCAUUUCCAAACUGGUUUUGCACGACACUCUACAGUAUACGCCCGGGGUAGUCCUAGAUUUAUCUCAUAUCCCCUCGAAAUCCAAAGUGAAAGGUUACGUCGGGGAGGAUACAUUAGACGAGGCUCUGCAGGGCUCCAACCUAGUUAUCGCCGCUGGGGGAAUUCCUCAGCACUCUGACAACGUGAACAGGUCGAUACUGUCGAAGAACGCAGACUUCAUUAAGGAGGUCGCGUCAUCCGUGUCUCUAGUGUCGCCCCUGCCAUUCUUCGGGAUAGUGACGGAACCGAUCAACACCUUGGUCCCGCUAGCCGCCGAGGCCAUGAGGAACCAGGCCUCCCACGAUCCGAACAAGCUGUUCGGUAUAACGGGCGUCGACGCACUACAAGCGCAGACCCUGUACGCAAGGGAGAGCGCUCUCAUACAAAGCGAAUGCAUCGUGCCGGUCAUCGGUGGACACUCCAGGGAGACUAUGGUGCCUCUUUUCUCGCAAGCCACCCCCAGGAGCAAGCUGACGGAGGAGAAGAGCCAAGAGCUGACGGCAAUACUUAGGAACGCAACGCCCGAGCGUUCUGAGAGCCACUCGCCCACGCUGUCAGUCGCUUACGCUGUCUCUAUAUUCGUGAACAGCGUGCUGGAAGCCCUAAAUGGGGAAACUGUGCAGGUCAACGCCCUCGUCGAGAACAACGACUUCGGCACAUCGUUCUUUUCGGGCCUGGUGGACGUCGGCCCGAAGGGUGUAAGCGAGAUGCGAACGUACACGGAUCUGUACCACCACGAGUGCGUUCUGCUAGAGAGCAGCAUAAAGCAGCUGCACAAGGAUGUGGACGUUGGCAAGAAGAUAAUGGAACUGGUG
Iphiclides podalirius (scarce swallowtail) is the source of this 990-nucleotide messenger RNA. NCBI's taxonomy places the organism in Eukaryota, Metazoa, Arthropoda, Insecta, Lepidoptera, Papilionidae. The record is from the annotation of a GenBank genome assembly.